AACUAUAAAUAUAACCAUCUCGUCAUCUUUUCACCAACUGAUUUGGUUUAAUUUCCAAAGUGAAGCUAUACCAGUUGGAGGAUCUUUCCAUUUGAAAUAUAUAGCGGAUGUCAAAUCUGGGGCAAAUUGACACUGACUUUUACCAGUCUAAUUAUACUAUUGAUGACCAGGAGCAAAGCUGUAAUGAUGCCAAUAUGUAUGGAAAUCUUUAUGGAUCUGGAGAACAAGCUGGUGGGCAAUUUCAGCCCACCUCUCUUGUUCCUCCGGAGAUGCUCACAUCAAGUCACCCAGGACAAGUUUUUCAGCCAGCAGCCAACUCGGAUUAUUAUUCACAAUCACCUUACAUUGACAGUUUUGAUGAAGAGCCUCCUUUGCUAGAAGAACUUGGAAUCAAUUUUGAUCACAUAUGGCAAAAAACAUUGACAGUGUUAAACCCAAUGAAGCCAGCAGAUGGCAGCAUAAUGAACGAAACGGACCUCACCGGGCCCAUCCUUUUCUGUGUAGCCCUGGGCUCUACCCUGCUUCUGGCAGGAAAAGUUCAGUUUGGGUACGUGUAUGGUAUGAGUGCCCUUGGCUGCCUGGGGAUUCAUGCCUUACUGAACUUGAUGAGUUCCUCGGGAGUAUCGUACGGCUGUGUGGCCAGCGUGCUGGGUUACUGCCUGCUCCCCAUGGUCAUCCUGUCCAGCUGUGCCAUCUUCUGCUCAUUGCAGGGCAUCCUGGGGACACUGACAGCCCUGCUUGUGGUCAGCUGGUGCAGUCUCUCGGCUUCCAAGAUCUUCACUUCGGCCUUGGACAUGGAAGGACAGCAGCUUCUCAUUGCCUACCCUUGUGCCUUACUUUAUGGACUUUUUGCCCUUCUAACAGUUUUCUGAACAGUGUUUGAGAUGGUUUGCACGAUUCUAUUUAUUUGCUCUUUGGAUUAUUCUGAAGUCUAUUAGCAUUCAAAUUUGGUGGUAUGAUUUCUCUUUUAUUACUGUUGUGAGAAUAAUAAGCAGAGAGACAAAACAGCACUUAUGGACGGUGCUGCAAUGCUCUGUUUGCUUUGAAUCCUAUUUCACUUUUCAGUUUGGCACAUUACAACAUUUUAAAAUGAUUUCAAAUAAAAAGGAUGUACUUGCUACACUGAUGAA
Molecule: messenger RNA, 1130 nt
Organism: Cavia porcellus (domestic guinea pig)
Lineage: Eukaryota; Metazoa; Chordata; Mammalia; Rodentia; Caviidae
Gene: Yipf7
Product: Yip1 domain family member 7
Exons: 6
Coding region: 108-872 (254 amino acids)
Biological process (GO): endoplasmic reticulum to Golgi vesicle-mediated transport; vesicle fusion with Golgi apparatus
Cellular component (GO): membrane; trans-Golgi network
Source: RefSeq, a predicted model, not a curated record